Messenger RNA from Macrosiphum euphorbiae (potato aphid), 1614 nucleotides. The record is from the annotation of a GenBank genome assembly. Lineage: Eukaryota; Metazoa; Arthropoda; Insecta; Hemiptera; Aphididae.
AUGGCUAAUAAUAUACCAGUGCGUGAUCCUGCUAGUAAAACAUCAACAGCAUUUACAUUAUUUAUUGAAAAUUAUGGUCCUUACCAACCAAUAGAUGUUGAAUUUAUCAAGAUAAAUGAAAAGACUUUCACUAAUGUUGGUUUUAAAAAUUGGAAGAAAGGAAUAGAGAAAUUUACUCAACACCAAAAAUGUAAUGCACACAAAGAGUCUACAUGCAAAUUGUCAAGUUAUACGUUUUCUAAAAAGAAUGGAUCAGUGAUUUCUGAAUUGAAUUUAGCACAUAAGAAUUCUGUAACUCAGAACCGAGAAUAUAUUAGAUGUCUAUUAAAAACCCUUUUGUUUUGUGCAAGACAAGGUAUAGCAAUGAGAGGACACAAUGAAACAGAAAUGUCAACAAAUUGUGGAAAUUUUCUCGAACUUUUAAAAUUGAGAGCACACGAUAAUGCAAUUAUUCAUAAAUAUUAUAUCGAAAAAGAAAUGUCAUUUACCUAUACAAAUCCUGAAUACCAAAAUUUAUUUUUAAAAUAUAUGGCAGAUAGCAUUAAAAAAUCCAUCAUAAAAGAUAUUCAAAGUAAUGGCUUUUACAGUAUUUUGGUGGAUGAAACUCAAGAUUUGAGUUAUCAUGAACAAGUUUCUAUUUAUAUCCGAUACGUUGAUCAACAUUUUGUCCCACAUGAAGUAUUUUUAGAUUUAAAUAAUGUUAGAGGUCAAUGCUAUGAUGGUGCUGCGUCGAUGAGAGGAUCCUACAGUGGUGUGCAAAGUAGAAUAAAAGAAGAAAAUCCAUUAGCACUAUAUGUGCAUUGUUAUGCACAUAUACUCAAUCUAUGUAUAGUUGAUUUAGCUAAGUCUGUACCAAUGUCACCAAAAAAUAACUAUGCAACUGUUAAAGAUAUGGCUAUGCAUACAAUUGAGUCUUUAAAGGAUUAUAGGUGUGAUUCAAAAUUUAAUGAAUUAUGGAUACUUUCAAAAACUGUUUGUGAUCAAAAUAAAUUAGAUACUCCUAAGAUUCCUAGAAUGUCCAAAGUUCCAAAUAGACACGGUGGAGGUGCCAAACAAGCAGUAUACCAAGAUGUUCAACACUAUUUUAAAAUUAACUUUUUCUUCCCUCUUUUAGAUUUAUUAAUCAACGAUAUAUCAAAUCGUUUUUCUGAAAAUGAUCUUGAUAUCCUACAAGCAUUAUAUGAUGUACUAUGUGAAGAAAACCCAUCGAAUGACGUUAUUAAAAGAGUAUGUACAACAUACAGUUUAACCGAAGUAGAAUUAAAAGGAGAGCUGUCUAUUUUAAACAAAAUGUUAAAAAACAGUGAAAUAAAAGAUUCAUUGGAAAAUAGAAUUGAUUUUUUCAAUAAAAAUAAUUUGAAAGGUGGAUUUGAAAAUUAUAGCAAAUGUUUAACUAUAUUUUUGUCAAUACCUACAAACACAGCUUCAAAUGAAAGAAGUUUCUCUUCGUUGAAGAAACUAAAAACAUAUCUACGGCUUACUAUGGGCCAAACAAGACUGAGUAGUAUCGCUACUCUAUACAUUGAAAGAGAUAGAGAAGUUGAUUUUGAUCAAGUAAUAAAUGAAUUUGACGAAGGUGCACCAAUUCGUGGUCGACGGCUUGUAUUGAGAUAA